UCAACAAAUCAACAAUAAUAACAAAAAUGCCUUAUAUUUUAUUUAUAUAGAUAGGUUAUGUAUAUGUUUUGGGCGAUAAAGGAUUCUAAGUUAGGACGAAAAAGAAAAAUAUAAAAUGUUUAAUUAUAUCACAUUAAAAGUUUUACCCGCUGUUUGCAAAUUUAGCACUGGAAGAGUUGCAUUCAAAGAACAAUUAAAAAAUGCUCAAAAAUUUAAACCUAGUUCUCAGAUUUGGCUUUCAAGGCAGUUAAAUGACAAAUAUGUUAAACAAGCAAGGAUAGAGCACUACAGGUGUCGCAGUGCAUUUAAACUGAUAGAGAUAAAUAAGUCGUAUAGAAUAUUGCGGCCAGGACAAGUAGUGGUUGAUCUCGGCUGUGCGCCAGGAAGCUGGACUCAAGUUGCUGUAAAAUGUACCAAAGCAGACUAUCCAGAUUCAAAGUCCCUAGUGGUGGGAGUAGACCUGUCUCCAGUACAUCCUGUAGAAGGAUCGGUGUUACUCGGAGGUUUAAACUUCACGACAGAAUCGGCUCAGGCUCAGCUGGCGGAACACCUAGAAGGACGAGCUGUUGAUGUGGUUCUAAGUGACAUGGCACCUUCAGCUAGCGGUGUGAAAUCCCUGGACCACACCAACAUUAUAAGUCUAUGCUAUUCUGCACUACGGUUUGCGGAAAAAAUGUCUUCUCCUGGUGGAUCGCUGGUCAUGAAAGUGUUUGACGGAGGUGAGAGUCCACAGCUGUUGAAGGAUGCCAAGCAGCUGUAUGAAAUUGUUUCAAUCGUUAGGCCAGAGGCUUCUCGCAAAGAGUCUAGCGAAAAGUUUUUUGUGUGUUUGAAAUUUAGGAAAAAUUCUGCUAGGGAAAUACUUGACCAAAAAAAUCCUUAGUCAAUAUUUUUAAAAUAGAUUUCUGCUAUUUUUACGUAAGAUAACUUCAAAACUCUGUUGAUACAUAAACCAUUUUCUUUUUGCUAUUAUAUUAAUAAGGAUAUAAAAAGUACAUUUUAUGAGUUAUUAGUUGAUCUUUUUAAGAUCUUGAAGUUAAUUUAGUAAAUAAUUUAAGUCUGAACUUAAAAUCAUUCAAGGUCAACAAAAGAAUUGCAUAAAAUGAAAAAUCUUUAUCCAAAAAAUUAGGCUAUGGUUUUAUCUAUACACAAGAUCCUACAAGUUAUUACAAAUAGUUAUUUUAUGUUCAUCUUCAGGUCACUUUCAAUAAAUUUAUAA
Molecule: messenger RNA, 1216 nt
Organism: Macrosteles quadrilineatus (aster leafhopper)
Lineage: Eukaryota; Metazoa; Arthropoda; Insecta; Hemiptera; Cicadellidae
Product: rRNA methyltransferase 2, mitochondrial-like
Exons: 5
Coding region: 116-880 (254 amino acids)
Biological process (GO): RNA methylation
Cellular component (GO): mitochondrion
Molecular function (GO): rRNA (uridine-2'-O-ribose)-methyltransferase activity
Source: RefSeq, a predicted model, not a curated record